AUGGCAAACGACAAGAUCGAUGCUCCAUUGUCAUCGCAUUCAAAGCGCCCUACUCGACGCCUUAAUAAACAGGCACCACCUGCUUUACGUGUUCUAGUUCGUCUCUUUUCAGCGCUGGAGUUUGGACUUGGUGCCUUGACGCUGUACCAGCACACGCCCGACUUUGCCGCCGUCAAACGCGCCGUGGAGAGCUCGUGCCAGCUCAGCUUUACACCUGCGCAUUUGCAACAAAUUCUGUAUCUUUUGCCAGGAGCUUACACCCUCGAGUGGAAGAAGAACACGCGCACUGCGCGCCGCCAAGCGCAAGAAGACGUCGGUAACUCGAUUGUGGCGAAACGCCAGCGAUUAAAUCAACAGCCGCCGGUGCUCACACUGCGUAAGCAGCAGUUGUCAGCUCUUGAUGGCAAGUCUGAGAGCCUCGAGGCUCGUAUCACACUCUUCAUCCGCAAGGUUAAUGUCUAUUUGGAGGGACAUGUGGAAGCUAUCAAGCAGGAAUUCCCAGACAUGACGGACGAUGAGCUGAUUGGCGCUAUGAAACUUGUAGAGAUUGAGAAGGCCCCGCUGCCUCAAGUGCCGACAGAGAUUGUAAAUGAGGAGAGUCUUAAUAUGGUGCUUAGUAAGAACGAUAGCAAGGAGCAGAUGAAAAAUGGCACAGUAAGUAGUAAAGCCAACGAGAAGCUGACGGAGGCGCUGGCGAAGCCCAUACCGCAAGACUUAAGGUCAUUACCGGAAUGGCUUAUCAACAAAGUCCGCAAGCACGAGGCAGGUCAGAACAACAUUGUGGAGAAUAGUGCCAAGAUAUUGAAGAGACGGCUUUUGUCGACACUGCCGCAGCUCAGCGACCAGUUGCAAUCGCUAAUGAUGGUCACAAGGAAGUCUAUCUUUCCCAAAGCGUAUAUACUGCGCCGACUGGCAGCACGGGCUCCGAUCAAGGGCAGGGUUGAAGAGCAGCUAUAUCUGCUGGAGUCGCUGGUACCGGAAUGGCUCACAGUGGUGCUCGACGAUGGCAAUGAAUACAUCAAGAUUUCUACCAGCUGUAAAUACAACGUCAUCAAGGCCUCACUACGUCGCGCAAUCUCCGUCCAAGCCUAA
Messenger RNA from Peronospora farinosa, 1092 nucleotides. NCBI's taxonomy places the organism in Eukaryota, Oomycota, Peronosporomycetes, Peronosporales, Peronosporaceae. The record is from the annotation of a GenBank genome assembly.